Molossus molossus (Pallas's mastiff bat) is the source of this 4033-nucleotide messenger RNA. RefSeq names its product CST telomere replication complex component 1 (gene CTC1). Gene Ontology annotation, biological process: positive regulation of DNA replication; telomere maintenance via telomere lengthening. NCBI's taxonomy places the organism in Eukaryota, Metazoa, Chordata, Mammalia, Chiroptera, Molossidae. Gene Ontology annotation, cellular component: CST complex. The record is from RefSeq and is a predicted model, not a curated record. Bases 13 to 3696 code for a protein of 1227 amino acids. The transcript has 23 exons. Gene Ontology annotation, molecular function: telomeric repeat DNA binding; single-stranded DNA binding.
CUCGGGCGUGUCAUGGCUGCUUGCGGAGCUCCGGUUCUUGGCUCCGAGCAAACCUGGCUUGAGGCUGCACAGGCUUUCAUCCAAGAGACCCUGUGUCCAGUGGGUCAGGAGCCUAAUGUCCAGUUGACUCAGUUGGUAAUUGACUGUGUGAAGACCACCUGUUUGUCUCAGGGAAGGAAGCAGGGUUUUACACUGCCCCUCAGCUACAGCUUUGUCUCAGUACGGGACCUCAGGAGCCACCAGCGCCUCCCAUGCUGCAGCCACCUGUCCUGGAGCAGUACUGCAUACCAGUCAUGGGCCCAAGAGGCUGGACUAAGUGGGACCCCUAUCCCCCGGGAACGGCUGUUACUUUUAGGGACACUAACAGACCUAUCAGGAGAUGCGGAACGAGAGUGCCGUAAUGGAAGCCUCUAUGUGAGAGAUAACACUGGUAUCUUGGGCUGUGAGCUCAUAGAUCUGGAUCUUUCCUGGUUGGGCCAUCUCUUUCUCUUCCCCAGUUGGAGUUACCUUCCUCCUGCCAGGUGGAAUUCCUCAGGGGAAGGGCACUUGGAGCUCUGGGGUGACCCUGUGCCAGUUUUUCCCUUGACCGUCAGUACUGGCCCUACUACCCCUAUUCCUGUUCUCUACCCACAGGCUGCUUCUCGCCUACUCAGGCACAGUAGCAAGCUCAGAAUUAUGCAGCCAAACCUGGCUGGGAAACUGGUUCGAUUAAGUGCUCUGGUGAAAAGUCAAAAGAAAGCUUACUUCAUACUGUCUCUUGGUGAAUUAUCUCCAGCUGGCAGCCAAGCUGGCAGCCAUGUGUCUAUCAUUGUACAGGUCCCUGCCCAGCUGGUUUGGCACCGAGCCCUUUGGCCUGGUAGGGCCUAUGUGCUGACAGGGCUGCGAGUAUCCAAGAUUCAUGGUUACCAACAUCGUGUUUGGACGACUAGUCCCACCUCUCAUCUGUUGCCGCUGAAACCAGAAUGUGUGCAAGAACUGGACCUGGAACUGGAGCUGGGUAGACCCCUCUUGGAGGUUGACCCCAAGCCACUCCCCAGGACAAGCAACAUCCAAGAGAGGAAGGAGCAAAAAGGUCUUCUCCGGGACUCCAGACUCUUAUCAUAUACGGGAAAGAUCACUGGCGUGUUGAAUCAGCCUGCUGGCCUCUAUGAGCUGGAUGGGCAAUUAGGGCUUUGUCUUUCCUACCAGCAGUUCCAUGGCCCCAGGCAGGUAAUGCGACCAGGAGUCCAUCUGGAGCUCCAGGAUGUUCACCUCCUCCAGUCAGUGGGUGGAGGGACAAGAAGGCCAGUGCUAGCCCCUUGUCUCCGUGGUGCUGUUCUACUUCGGAGCUUCUCUCGUCAGAAGCCUGAGACUCAGUCUUCCCCCCAAGCCUGGGGGGCCUCUCUGUACGAGCAGCUGGUAUGGGAACGUCAGUUAGGACUUCCUCUCUACCUGUGGGUUACCAAGGCCCUGGAGGAGCUGGCCUGCAAGCUGUGUCCCCAUGUGCUGAGACACCGCCAGUUCCUGCAUCACUUCUCUCCUGAAAACCCCAGCCUGGGACUGCAACUCCUGGCUCCUACCCUGGAUGUUCUAGCCCCACCCCGCAUCCCCAGUCGGAAUGCACAUAAGGAGAUCCUUGAAGAGCCACAUCGCUGUCCACUGCAGAAGUAUGCUCAGCUGCAGACUCCUUGCUCCUUCCCCUCUCUGGCUACCCUGAAAGAGGAAGGGCUGUGCAAAGCCAGGGCUUCCUUUGACCCUAAGACCCUUCUGCCCUUCCCAGAGGUUUCCCACCUGACCAGUUGCCAACUCAAUCAGCGCCUGGCCUGGUCCUGGCUCUGUCUCCUCCCCUCCACCUUCCAUCCAGCCCAGGUUUUACUUGGGAUUCUGGUGGCUUCGUCUCAUAAAGGUUGUCUGCAACUUCGGGACCAAAGUGGUUCCCUCCCCUGCCUGCUCCUGAACAAGCACUCGCAACCCCUCACUGACCCCCGGCUCAUAGGCUGCUUGGUGCGGGCAGAGAGGUUCCAGUUGGUCAUAGAGAGGAAUGUCAGAAGCAACUUUCCUUCCUGGAAGGAGCUGAGCAUGACAGGCUUCAUCCAGAAGCAACAGGCCAGAGUCUAUGUCCAGUUCUUUCUGGCCGAUGCCCUUAUCCUGCCUGUGCCCAGACCUUUACGACCCUCCCUUCACUCACCUGCCUCCUCAACACCGCCUCAGACAGAGCCCACCCUCCCUGAGAGUCCCCACAUAGGACAGAGCCGGCUGUUCUUGCUGUCCCACAAGGAGGCACUGAUGAAAAGAAACUUUUGUGUCCCCUCAGGAGCCAGUCUGGAGGUGCCCAAGCCCACCCUCAGUUUUCACAUAUCAGGGAGCUGGCUUGGGGGUACCCAGAGGAAGGAGGGGACUGGUUGGGGCCCACCUGAGCUCAAGGGAGAUGAGAACAAAGAUCAGAAGGUUCUCCUCAUCUUUCUUGGCUCCUCAGUCCGCUGGUUCGAGUUCUUGCACCCUGGGCAUGUGUACCGACUUGUGGCUCCUGGUCCUCCCACACCAAUGUUGUUUGAGGAGAGUGGUUCAUCCUGCACAUCGCAGCGUCUUCUGGAGUUGGCUGGCUGUACGUCCUGCCUCACUAUCCAGGAUGAUUGGACCCUGGAACUUGAGAGCUUCCAGGACAUCCCAGAUGUGCCAAGUAUUGAUAGGGCACUGCCUGAAUCCUCGCUGACCGACCUGCUCAGUAGCAACUCCGCCGAUUCCUUGGUGUCUUUCUCAGCUGAGAUUCUGUCACGGAUUCUGUGUGAGCCACUUCCAGCCCCUCUCAGGACAAAGCCUGGGAGCACUGAAGCCAGGAGAGGGUAUGUGAAGAUAACUGUAGCUCUCGAGACAGCUGACUGUGAAUUCCCUCCUCACUUGGACAUAUACAUUGAAGACCCACAUUUGCCUCCCCCACUAGGACUCCUUCCAGGAGCCCGAGUCUACUUUAACCAGCUGGAAAAAAGAGUUUCCAGAUCCCACAAUGUUUACUGUUGCUUCCGGUCAUCCACUUAUGUGCAGGUCCUGAGUUUUCCCCCAGAAACCACAGUCAGUGUUCCUCUGCCCCACAUCUACCUGGCUGGACUGCUACAGGGUGGCCAGGUCCCAUUCCAGGCCAUUGCCUCUUGUCAUAUUGUUUCUGUCUUCAGCCUUCAGCUCCUCUGGGUGUGUGCUCACUGUACCAGCCUCUUCCUCCAGGGAAGGUGCAGUCAGCAGGGUUCUACUUGUCCCACUCAGACACCUGUAAGUCAGGCCAGCAUCAGGCUCCUGGUGGAGGAUGGGACUGCCGACGCUGUGGUGACCUGUAAGAAUCAUCAUGUGGCAGCAGCACUAGGGCUGUGUCCUAGUGAAUGGGCCUCCCUCCUAGAGUUUGUCAGAGGGCCAGGGAAAGUGGCCUUGCAAUUUAUAGGGCCUGGAUCCCAACCUGAGUACUCAGCCAAGAUUGAUGAGCCCUUGACCUUCUUCCUCCGGACUCUAUGUACCAGUCUCUCUGUCCUCCGCCCUAUUGUGCUUUCUUUUGAGCUCGAGAGGAAACCCUCCAAGAAUAUCCCUUUAGAUCCUCCUAGGCUACAGCGAUUCCAAUGUGGGGAGCACCCUCUCCUGACUUAUGUGAAUCCCAGGAUCCAGUUGUUGUGUCUCUCUAUCCAGGAGCCAAAGCAUGCCAACUCCCUGGGGGCAUUUGCUUCCUCCAGCUAACCUGAACUGCAACAAUGGCCUGAAAGGUCUUCCUGCCCUGCUGGAACACUUGAGGCCAGGGCCUCAACUUCUCCCACUUAUUGUGGCCCUUACCUUCUUGGUGAUUGAACUAGGACCCCAGAUCCCAGUGUUUAUUAACUGCUACCCUACUGUAAUUUCUCCAUAUUCUUUCUGGUGCUGGCCUGCCUUGGAGAAAUUGUGGAAAUAGGUAACUCAUGGCACUGUUAAUAUUUCCUCUCUGGUUGGGGUCAAGGCACCUGCACUCACAGGUGGCCCUGAGCACCUGGGUGCUGUCUUUGUGGCAGGAGCUAGAUGAACAAAAGACUUGCCCCUUGUA